AUGGCGCUGUGGUGGUGUGCCAACAUCCUCUGCAGGCUGGCUGCAGCGUGGUUUCCCCUGCUCUUCACAUCCCUGCUAUGGCCAGCGAUCUCCCCCGUACAUGCCAUCCAAUCCUGCCCUCGGAGCUGUAGCUGUCCGGGCGUUAAAGAGGUCCACUGUACGUUCAGACACCUCGCCAUCAUACCAAAAACCUUUCCUAAAGACACAGAGAGGCUCAACCUUGGUUACAACAGCCUGACGGAGGUGGAGGGGUCAGAAUUCAGGUCACUACGGCAACUGGAAAUGCUCAUGUUGCAUGGCAACGACAUUAGCACUGUGCACCCUGGGGCGUUUUACAGCCUGAGAUCACUCCAGAUCUUGAAGUUGAGUUACAACAAACUAACAUCGGUGAACGCAGGUCUGUUUGAAGGCCUUGUUGGUUUGAUCCGUCUCCAUCUGGACCACAACCUCAUCGACUUCAUAGAGCCAUACUCCUUCUCAGGCCUGACCUCCCUGAAGCUCCUACAGCUGGAGGGGAACCUCCUCAAAGAGAUCCACCCUCACACCUUCAUAACCGUGUCACUACUGGGAAGCUUUUGGACCUCUGGGCUCAAACACUUACACCUGUCAGACAAUCUGUUGGAGCAGCUCCCUGCCGCAGCCCUGAAGUCAGCUUCCAGGCUGGAGCUCCUCUCUCUGCAUGGUAAUCCCUGGACCUGUGACUGUCAGCUAAACUGGUUGGUGGAAUGGAGCUCCACUCAUGAAGGCAUAAUAAAGUGCAAGAAGGAACGUGGUGCCAGUGAAACUUGCCCCCAGUGCUCCUCUCCUCAACCACUGAAUGGGACUUUUUUACUUGGACUGACUCCAGACAAGCUCACCUGUGAACGGCCAGCUCUUCGCUCCCCUCUCAAACAGUGGGACAAUCCUGUGUGGGCUGAAUCUGAAGUAGAGCCUGACCUCCCGUACACCCGUGACUUUGAAACGGCUUUAGGCCAUCUCACGUUCGUUCUCUCUGACAGCCACGGAAACAGUGCUCAUGUGGCAUGUGACGUGCGCCACCCUGGAGACAGUUCACCCAUGACUUGGACAGUGAAUCCACUUUCACCUGGGGAGUUGUCUGUCAACGUUUCAUUGGUGACUGUCCUUGAGUGUGAGAUUGAUCGAGAGACACUGCAAAAUCUGUGGCAGUUGGUUGCAUAUUACUAUGAAAGCCCAGCUAUCUUGGAGAGAGGUCAACAGAAAGGGAAUGCAAGCAGGGUCACCUAUCAAUAUGCCCAAGCCAUAAAUGAAAAUUCACCAUAUUUCACUGAGUUAAAAGGGUAUUUGGUAGCAGAACCCUCGUGGCUGCUUCAACCCAGAGUCACUUUGAGGCUCAACAGACAGCAGACAACUACCAAGAAAUUAGUAAUGGAUUUCACUACCGUAAUUACCAAGAGCAUCAACAGCCACAGAGGGCAGGAAGACGACAAUGACCUCACCACGUCCUGGGCUCUAAUUCGCAGAGGGACAGCAGGGCGGGUUCAGACUGCGCUUGAUGGUUCAAAGGUUCACUUGGAGUGCAGUGUUGUCACUUCAAAUCCAGAGGUGAAAGUGGAAUGGGUGCUUCCGGAUUUAUCCAUUGUGGAAGAUGCAACUGAUAAAAUUGAAAUUUCUGAAAAAGGAGAACUUGUGAUUUUAAAUGCCACACUGUCUGACUCAGGCCUUUAUCACUGUAUGGUCAGAACCAAAGCUGGUGUGGACUUGAUGUCUUUGAGGCUCACCAUAAAAGAAAGAACACUCGGCCCUACUGCUUUUAAUGGUCAGAAAAUUGUAGUUGAAAAGGGGCGCUCUUUUUCUCUCCACUGUGAGGUGACCUCAGUCCAGCCGAGUCAAACUAUGUGGUACCUACCCAAAAACCAAAUUCUUCUCGCCACACAACAGACUAGACGAGCACAAGUCAUGGAAAAUGGGACAUUGGUGGUAAGGAGGUUGACACAAGAAGACGCAGGGGAAUACAGCUGCUUGACCUCAAAUCUGUAUGGAGUUGAUAUGUUGUCACACAUGGUGGAAGUCACAGAAGAAAAGGCCUCUGAUAGGUCCAAAGUACAGACGGAGAGAGAGCAGCAGAUCUUGCCAAUUGGCAGGGAGGAAGGAGAGGGUUCAGGGGGAGAUUACCAGGAAAUUAUACGUCCUUUUGCGACGCAGUUCCCUAAGAAAGUAGAAAAAAAGCAAAGAAACCCUAAUGGGUUUUCAAAAAGGAUACGAAUUAAAGAUUCAAAGAGAAAACCCAAUAAAUCUGUUAAGGAAUUAGAUCCAGAUCGUUGGGCAGAGAUAUUGGCUAAAGCUAAGGCCAAACCAAGUGUUGCUCUGCCCACAGAGCAGUCACUACCAGAGCCCAGCACUGUAACUGUCCAAACAAGUAUGUCCCAACUUACUACUACAACUGCCAGUAUAACUGCUACUACCCCUAACAGUUUACCCCCUACUUCUACCCUUUCUGAUAUUAAGACUGAGGGCUUUUCUACAGAUAAGAAAUCAAAUAACGCAAAAGCUGAAACAUUGGAAAGUCUGCCUCAGAUUUUGCAAACACCUCCUCCCAGAAGUACAGAUUCAAUCCCACACCACGUUGGUGGAACCAUGGAAGAAACAAAAGCUGUUGUAGAUCGUCCUGCUUUAGGAACUCAGCCAGUUGAUCAGCCAGAAAAUAAGCACUCUGGAGAGGGGAGAAGGAACCACAGUCUCGUUCCUGGUCAGUCAAACAGGAGAAGAUUGCCUUAUAGACAUAGAAAACCCCCAAUGAGAAGAGUCCGUCCACGUGUACGCCCCUUGGACCCUUCAUCAAAACAGCUGCAAACAACUGCUCCCCCAACAACAACCACCACACCAACAACAACGAUGACCACAACUACAACUACUACCUUCACUACAACUACAACAUCACCUCUUCCAACCACUGUGAAAUCCCAUGAAACCUUAUCUGCUCAGUAUCAGACAGAGGAAGAUGAGGGCGAAUACAGUGAAGAAUAUGAUUACAAGGAUAGUGAUAGUUUGGAUGUCAAGGAAGAUUUAGGCAGUGAAACGUCUGCCAAUGAUCUUGGCAGUAGCCUUACCACAUUCCCAUCAGCUGGAGAAAAACGUACCCAUGACAGUAGCUCUCCAGAUAGAUAUGAGUUACCCAAACCAAAAACAACUGUCAGCUCAAAGCUAGAUAGUGCCCCUCAUCCAACUGAAAGGACAAUAAAAGUCAAUGCAAACAUAAACAAUUCUGAUGGGCAGGGGGUUCAGAUAAGUGAACAAACUGAAGAGACGGGCAGAGACUAUAAAAAUCUAGCAGGAGAGAGUGAGAGGGAGGUAAUGAAAGGACAAGAAAAGGAUGAAAUAGAUGCAGAAGUGAGUGAGAAAGGCACAGAAAAAUCAAAAAAGGAAUGGGUUACACAGAGCAACAACAUGCAGGAUAACAUCCGAUUAACGACACUAAAUAGACCAAGACCUAACACCCAGCCUUCAGUACAACAAAAUACACCAACCCAAGCAAGAACUUCAUCUCCCAAAGUCCUUACCUCAAACUCAACCAGAGGCAGAGCAAGAGAAGAAGUCACACAGAAAGAGGAUGAAGGGGUAAGGAAGCCAAAAGUGGAUCCAGAGGUCCACAGUUUCCCAAUAAUGGAACCAGUUCACCCAUGGCUUCAUCAGAACAAACAGGGAGGAGGGCAAACUACUUCCUCCAGGAUGACACACACAAACCGAGACAGAAAUACAGGAAGACAAGAUGAAGUGAACCCAAACCGGCAUUCCCAGGCUCCCAGAGUUCCCCCGACCUCCCGCUGGCCUUCACACCAUCAUCAUCACCAUCAUCUCCCAGUCUCCCCCUCCUGGCCACAUCACAGGACAUUUCCUCAUCCAAGGCAUGGUCCUGGGCCACACCCUGUGCCCACACACCGACCUUGGCCUUUCCCCCACCCCUGGGCUCAAAACCAGGUUGUAACCAACCGACCAGAGAUCACAGCUGAAACAGUGAAGCCCACACCUACAAUUUCUGGAGCAGCAGCGAACUCCAGAUUCAAACUCUCUAAUCCCCACCUGUCACAUCAUCCUCAAACUCAUCAUGUGGAUGGCAGGACCCAAACCAGAGAUCACCUCUUUCUAUCAAGGCUGAGGAACAGAUACAGACAGGCACAGCUCGAUCGCAUCGCUCAGCUAGGGAGGAUGGUGACACCCAAACCUCACACUAGCUACCACAAUCCCAACCCAUUUCCACAUAGACCCCACACCCCCAAACCACUAGCACCCACUGCUUCUUACACUUACACCCUCCAGCCGCCGAAGCCUGCUAAACCCUCGUCAUCAUCAUUCUCUGGUUUCAUCCCAACCCCUCGACCUUACCACCCCACCACCCCUGGGGUUCUGUAUGGCAGCAGAUGGCCUGUUGGAGCAGGACGAAUUAGCUCUCGGCGGCCCACAGCUGCACCUCCUUUCCCGUGGGUGUUUGGAGCCGAAAGCGGUGGUGUGAAACCCCGUAUCACUACGGAAACCAAAGCUAGUGUGUCGGUGCUGGCGGAGAGUGAUGUGUUCCUGCACUGCAAAGCAACAGGGACUCCUGAACCCAGCAUCGCCUGGACCAAAGUCUCCACAGGUGCCACCAUCCCAGCCAACACUAAGCAUGGUCUCCGUUUUGAAGUCUUAAAAAAUGGAACUUUUGUCAUUAAAAACAUUCAGCUUCAGGACAGAGGCCAGUACCUCUGCACGGCCCAGAACAGGUUUGGAUCAGAUCGCAUGGUCAUCACCUUAGCAGUCCAGACUGAGGCACCCAAGAUCCAGCCACCCACAUCCACAGAGAUAGCAGUCUACUUAGGCAAAAGUGUGACUCUUGACUGCUUCGCUUCAGGAAAACCAUCUGCCCAAAUUUCCUGGAUUCUUCCAGACAGGUCGUUUGUUCGUGAAGUCGGGACCGUUCACACUCUCCUUUCUCCAGUGUCUCUGCUUCAGAAUGGAACCCUGCAGAUUCACUCUCCCAAUUUCUCCAGCAAAGGGGACUACAAAUGUAUUGCAAGCAAUGCAGCUGGUGCUGAUACAAUUACUUAUCACCUCCAUGUGGCAGCUCUGCCUCCAAGCAUCAGUGAAGGAAUGGAUACUGUGACCAUUCAGCCAGGCAGGAGUGUGUAUAUCCACUGCUCUGUGAAGGGUGAACCAGUGCCCACUCUGAAGUGGACACUCCCGGCAGGCGUCCAUGUAAAGCCGUCACAGUUCCUUGGGCGCAGGCUGUUUGUCUUCCCCAACGGGACGCUGUAUGUGAAGAACGUUUCUCCAUCUGAUGCUGGGAGGUACGAGUGUUUAGCCACUAAUGCUGUGGGCAUUGCAAAAAGAACCGUCCUGCUGGAGGUGAGGGCAGAUUCCCCCUCCUUCCCACGCCAGCCUCCUGCUCCCCUCCCCAUCCCUCCAGCCCACCGCCAUGGUGUUCCAUCCCGCCAACACUCUGUCUCGGCUAUGUAUGGCUCUGCCGUCUACCUGCACUGUCCAGAGUCGACCGGAUCCACAAGAGGGACAAUCUGGCAGCUGCCCACCAAGACCAUCAUGGAACAUCGAUACAGUCCAGAGAGACCAAUUAAAGUCUUCCGUAAUGGGACUCUGAGGAUACUUCAGCUAACAGAGCUAGAUGGUGGAAAUUAUCUGUGUGUCUUUCAGCGGCCCAAUGGGGAGGACAUGGAGCUCUUCCAGGUAGAGGUGUUAAUGACCCCUCCCAGAAUCGAACAUGUGAGGACUCCACAGACCAGGGUCACCUUUGGAGAAAACUUCCAGGUCGAUUGUGUUGCAACAGGCCUCCCUGAUCCAGAAGUUUCCUGGAGUCUCCCCGAUGGAACAUUGAUCAACAACGCCCUUCAGUCGGAUGACAGUGGACUACGCAACCGCCGCUAUGUUAUUUUUGGCAAUGGAACGUUACUUCUCCAGCAAAUGGGCAAAAAAGAUGAGGGUGACUACACUUGUUAUGCCAAGAACAAACUGGGCAAGGAUGAAAGAAAAGUGAGCGUCAAAGUGGGACCGAAUGCUCCAAAAAUUAGAUUAAAAUCACAGUCACUGCUAACGGUAAAAUUAGGAGAAUCAGUUAAGUUGAGUUGCCAGGCCACAGGUGAACCUACACCAAAAAUCACGUGGAUCUCACCAAGAAAUGAUGUGAUAUCAAUAUCCUCAGACAAAUUUCAGAUCAUGGAUGACGGGGUGUUAUUGGUGAAAAAAGUCAGACUAGCUGAUGAAGGGAAAUAUGCGUGUGUGGCACGCAAUUCUGCUGGCGACGAUGUUAAAAACAUGAAUCUUGAGGCUGAACCACAGGAACCCUCUCUCAAUGGUAUGAAAGGAAAGAGCACCACAAAGGUCUUGGCAGUUUCCUACCAGACAGCACUCCUGGAUUGCAGAGUGGAAGGGAAACCCGAACCAAGAGUCUGGUGGGUUACGCCUUAUGGUCACUCCCUCCCAACACCCUACCUAGGCGGUCGCUUCCAAGUCCAUCGGAAUGGGAGCUUGGAGCUGAGAGGGGUGAGGAAAACAGAUGAAGGGAGGUACAUGUGUCUGGCUAAAAACAACCUGGGUGAAGCCUCACUUUUGGUUGAAUUAGACGUGGCAUCAUUAGCUGAGAAACCAAGUUUUGCCGUUCCCAAUAUUGAAAUCUUACCAAUAAAGCAAGAUGGCGGGGCAUUAAGCCUGGAGUGCCCCGCUCGUGGAAAACCCAACCCGGAGUUUGCAUGGAUUCUACCCAACGGAACAAUGUUAACACCUGGCGUCAGACUCCAACGCUUCACACAUCAUCUGGGUAAUGGAACUCUACAGAUAUCGCAACCAGUUGCAAGUGAUAAGGGAGUGUACCGGUGCCUUGCAAAAAAUGUAGCAGGACAAGCCGAGAAACGUUAUUCUCUGGAGGCGGGAAGAAAGCCAGUGAUCAGGGGAUCUACAGGUGGGAUGAAGAUCACUUACGGCCUCAAUCUCAACUUGCCCUGCAGUGUGGAUGGCUGGCCGCAGCCAUCAAUCACAUGGACCCUCCCUAAUGGUCUUGUUUUGGACAAACCUCAAACCAUUAGCCGGGUAUCUUUCCUUGCAAAUGGGACCCUCCACCUCAAGCAUGUUGCCACCUUUGACAAAGGAACAUACUCCUGUAAAGCCUCCAACUCUUUUGGCUCUUCAACACUAUCCUACCCAGUUGCAGUGAUGGUUUUCCCCCCACGCAUCACCAGUACGAUGUCCUCAAUUACAAGAGUCAACCGGGGAUCACCAGUGACGCUAAGUUGUGUAGCAGCUGGUAUUCCCAAGCCGGAUAUUUCAUGGACAUUGCCUGGACGCACAACGCUGGUUCCACAUAACCGGUUCACGGUGCAGGGAGGGAUUCACAUGACAGAGGACGGCAGUCUGGUCAUACAGAACCCCGUACUCAUGAACUCUGGCAUUUACAAAUGCAAUGCUAAAAAUGCACUCGGAACAGACUUUAAAUCUACUUACCUACAAGUGGUCUGA
Chelmon rostratus (copperband butterflyfish) is the source of this 7455-nucleotide messenger RNA. RefSeq names its product matrix-remodeling-associated protein 5. The coding region runs from base 1 to 7455 and encodes 2484 amino acids. The record is from RefSeq and is a predicted model, not a curated record. The transcript has 16 exons. Gene Ontology annotation, molecular function: protein binding. Gene Ontology annotation, cellular component: extracellular region. NCBI's taxonomy places the organism in Eukaryota, Metazoa, Chordata, Actinopteri, Chaetodontiformes, Chaetodontidae.